Messenger RNA from Eimeria mitis, 2004 nucleotides. RefSeq names its product U3 small nucleolar ribonucleoprotein protein MPP10, putative. The transcript has 6 exons. The record is from RefSeq and is a predicted model, not a curated record. Bases 1 to 2004 code for a protein of 667 amino acids. NCBI's taxonomy places the organism in Eukaryota, Apicomplexa, Conoidasida, Eucoccidiorida, Eimeriidae.
AUGGCGCCUGCUGCAGCACAAGCCGAGGCCCCGCUGCCAGCAGCAGCAGCAGCAGCAGCAGGGGACCGGCACCUGGAGGAGGUGGAGGAGUGGCUUGCUGCAGUGCAUGCAGCCCCAGCUCAGCUGCUGCGGCAGGAAGCAGCAGCAGUAAACCAGCGGCGUUCGUUGGCUCUGUGUGUGUAUAGGCUGCGAUCUCUUGCUGCAGCAACAGCAGCAGCAGCAGCAGCAGGAGCAGCAGCAGGAGCAGCAGAAGGUGCACAAGGUGGAGCUCGUGCUGCUGUUGCUGCAGCGCAGCAGGAGGCUUACCUGCAGCAGCUACAAGAGCUUGAACGUGCUGUCUUAAUCCCUGAUGCCGAUACACAGCAGCAGCAGCAGCAGCAGCAGCAGCAGCAGCAGCAGCAGCUGAAUAUACAGCAAGUGUGGGAGCUGCUAGACGGCGAAGCAGCCCCCUGCAUCAGGAGAGCAAAAAGGAGAUUGAAAAAACUGCAGCAGCGGUGGGGCUCCCAGGGGGCCCCGAAGAAGCAGCAGCAGCAGCAGCAGCAGCAGCAGCAGCAGCAGCAGCAGGAGCUGGUGAAGCAUUUGUUGAGCCCUGAGGCUCUCGCUGCUCUGCAGCAAGAAACAAAAGAAGAGACAGAAGAUGAGGAGACAGAAGAGGGAGAGGAGACAGAUGCAGCAGACACAGACCAAGACACUGCAGCAACAGCAGCAGCAACAGCAGCAGCAGCAGCAGCAGCAGCAGAUGAUGAUGAUGAUGAUGAUGAUGAUGAUGAUGGGGGAGACGAAGACAGCGGCGAGGAUGAAGACUCUGAUGAAGACACCCCACAAGCAGCAGCAGCAGCAGCAGCAGCAGCAGCAGCAGCAGCAAGUGAUGAAGACAUCGACUCAGAUGCAGCAGAUGAUCUCCUAGCAGAGCUCGAGGACGAGGAGCAGCAGCAGCAGCAGCAGCAAGACCAGCAGCAGCAGCAGCAGCAGCAGCAGCAGCAGCAGCAGCAGCAGCAGCAGCAGCAGCAGAAAAAGAAGAAGAAGAAGCAGCAUGAGCUGGACGAUGAGUUUUUCUCUCUAGAAGCGGAAGCAGAAGAAGAAGAAGAAGGGCGCAGCAAACAGCAGCAGCAGCAGCAGCAGCAGCAGCAGCAGCAGCAGCGAGGAGCAGCAGCAGCAGCAGCAGCAGCAGAAGAAGAAGAAGCAGCAGCAGCAGCAGCAGCAGCAAGGAGACACAUCUACGGUAAACGCAAGCAGCAGCAGCAGCAGCAGCAGCAGCAGCAGCAGCAGCAGCAGCAGCAGCGGAAGCAGAAGAAGAAGAAGAAGGGCGCAGCAAACAGCAGCAGCAGCAGCAGCAGCAGCAGCAGCGAGGGAGAAGAAGAAACAGGGUUUGCUUCGGUGGGGCCCCUUGAUGCUGAGGACAGAAGGCUAGAGAGAGAGCUGCAGCGGCUGCAGCAGCAGAUGCAGCAGGAGGAGAAGCAAAGACAAGAAAUAAAAAAACAAAAGCUGCAGCAGCAGAAAGAGAAAAAACUAAAACAACAACAGACAGACAGCAGCAGCAGCAGCAGCAACAGCAGCAACAGCAGCAGUGAAGACGAGGAAUCUGCUGCUGCUGCCCGUAAAUACCCCAAGGUGCGUACAGCAGCAGAACCAGCAUCAGCAGCAGCAGCAGCAGCAGCAGCAGCAGCAGCAGCAGAGCAGCAAGGAUUAAAACUAGGCGAUGAUGAUGAUGCCGAUGAAGACACAGCAGCAGCAGCAGCAGCUGCUGCUGCUGCUGCUGGUACAGGGGGUGCUGCUGCAGCAACUGCAGCAGCAGCUAUCAGCAGCAUCAUAGAAAAAAUAGUUAAGGGGAGAAUUGAGGCUUGUCUCUUCGACGAUGUACAGCAGCAGCAGCAGCAGCAGCAGCAAGGGUGUAUUAUCUAUAACACCAAAGACAGCAGCAGAGACAACAAGAGAAGAAAGAAGAGCAGCAUGGAGACAGAAAAAAGAAAGGAGACAGAAGCAGCUGCAGCAGCGUAUAAAUGA